Molecule: messenger RNA, 680 nt
Organism: Racocetra persica
Lineage: Eukaryota; Fungi; Glomeromycota; Glomeromycetes; Diversisporales; Gigasporaceae
Source: the annotation of a GenBank genome assembly
CGUGCCACCAGAACGGUCCAAACUGAUAUUACCAGACACACUUUCUUUCUUGACUGAAGAUGAAUUUCCUAUAUCUAAAGCUAAUUUAUUUGAUAAUGGAAAGCUAAAAAACUCUGAAAUUUUACCAAUAAUUUCCUGGGAGAACAUUUUUGUAGCAGUUAAUAAUUCUGAAUCAAAUUUAUCCAUUGAGACAGAAAUUAAAGAGUGCGCAAAGAAAGAACUUAAAGCUUUCAUUCAAAAAGAGAAUAGAGCGACCUCCAUUCCAUUAUAUGAACGAUGUGCUGAAAUUUGUAAUAAAUCACCUUCCCAUGUUAUGCAGAUUCUCCCAUUGAGUGAUUUAGAUAUAGUGACUCGGUGGGAACCUUUUGACAAUGUUAGAUCGGUUGAAGAACAAAAUGAUAAGCUACAACAUGAUUAUUCACCAUUCAAAAUCUGUGGUCCUUUGUUUGAACUAAAGCCUGGAGAUAAAGCACGUAUUUAUCUAAGCCGUCCACAGCCAAGCUCUUUAACUCAAGAAAAAUUAAUUAUGAUUUCAAAUGGGAAAAAUGUUAGUGUUCGAGGUGUAUUCUUCUUGAUUGAUUCAAUUCAAAAUCUAGUCGUAAAAUUGGUCGAUCUCUGUUCUGUAUACUGUGUCUCAAGGGGGGAAUUGAGCGUACCUAUAGUGAACCUUGGACGAAUAG